UGGGACAAAUUUCACAGAUUUUGAUCACCCACGACUGUCAAAUGUGGGGCUUUUUGUCUUUUCUUCAUGUUUAAAUUUAAACAGCAAUGGUUUGAGGGUGGUGGGUCACAAGGGGCUCAACUGUCACGAGUUUGACAAUGUAAUGGAAAAACAGUGGAAAGGAAAUGAUAUGGAAAUAACAGAAAACAAGAGAGCUGUUGUGAGCUUGAAUUGUUUUCAGCAAGUUGUCUGACAUGUACGGAAGUGAUGCAGAAUUUGAUAUUCUACCAUGGAAGUGCCUGACAUGAGAUGGACUGACAGAUAAGUGAGCUAUUCGUAGUUGAUGACAGGCAUUCAGAGAUUUUAGACAGUUAAGAAGAAUGGUUGAGAUGCUGUAUUUUUUGCAUUAACAUUAGUAAACAUUGGUAAGGAGUAAAAUCUCUCAUGAAAGGUUCCCAUCUUCUUUUUGAAUUCUCCUGGGAUUGCUCAUUAGUGCAAACAGCUUUCUUUCCUGUGUGUCAUUUGGUCCAUGUUUAGUUUUCGCUGCUGUGAGGCAUAUCUCCUGCUACCUGAAUCAGUUUGAUUAUUCAUUACAGGCGACCUUUAGACUCACAGACCCAUAAAACUCAAGAGUUUGCUGCAAUCCCUUCAGCAGCAAACAGUAGCAGAGAACAGAAACCCAAAGGGGGAUUUAAAACGAGCUCAGCUGUUAAAAGUAAACGCAGAGACGCCGCUGAACUUGACAUGGCAACCAGCAACCUCUCAGAACGGGAUGACUGGAGUAUUUCACAGCUAAAAAUUGUUCUACUUGGAGGCAGAAACUCUGGAAAAAGUUCUGUUGGGAAUUUACUUUUGGGCAAAGAGGAGUUUGUGACCAAAGAGCGGACCUCCUGCUCUCGGAGGCUGGGUGUGGUGGCUGGACGGUGGAUCACAGUGGUGGACACUCCAGGCUGGUGGUGUGAUUUCAGCGCCGGGGACACGUCUCAGCUGGUGAAGAGGGAGAUCGUGAGCAGCGUUUCUCUGUGCCCGCCGGGCCCUCAUGUUUUCCUGAUUGUAAUCAAGGCGAGCUCGGCCUUCUCUGAGAGGCGUCGCAGAGCUGUGGAGGAGCACGUGGCCCUGCUGGGUGAUGGGGUGUGGAGUCACUGCAUGGUGGUCUUCACCUCCGCGGACAGGUUUCUACACAAAGGAGCAGAGGAGUGCGUGGAAAGAGGGGGAGCGGCCCUCCGCCGGCUGACUGAGAAGUGUGGUCAGAGGAGCCACAGUGUUGUUCUGAAUGAGCAGACUGAAGGAGCAGCGCUGCUGCUGAGGAUACAGAAACUUAUGUCGGAGAACGGAAACAGAGCUUUUGAGGUGGAAGAAAGCAUCUCUCAGGCAGCUGCAGAGGAGAAGAGAGCCGUGGACCAGAGAGCUCAUCUGAGGCUCAUCGGGAUGAAACGACAGAGAGCUCUGCUGAAAGGCAGGCUAAGACCCAUCACUAACAUCCGGAUUGUGCUGCUUGGAGCAAAAGGUUCAGGGAAGACCUCAGCCCUGAACACCAUCCUGAGCAGAGAAUGCCGCCGGCACCUCGGCAGAACGGCUCGGUGCCAGGUUGGAGAGGGAGUGAAGUUUGGGAGACAGCUGACGGUGGUGGACACUCCAGGCUGGUGGAUGAACUAUUUCAGUGAUGAGAGCUCCCACUUUGAUCAGAGGGAAAUGGUGCUCAGUCCGUCUCUCUGCCCUCCAGGGCCGCAUGUCUUUUUACUGACGAUCCGUGUGGACCGGGCUUUCACAGAGACUCACAGGAGAUCGGUGCAGGAGCACGUCGAGCUCAUCAGCGAGCACAUCUGGAGUCGUGUCAUCCUGCUGUUCACUUUUGGAGACUGGCUGGGAGCGACGACGACGGAGCAGUACAUCGAGAGCGAGGGAACACCGCUGCAGUGGCUGGUUGACAGGUGCAGCGACAGGUAUCAUGUGCUGAACAGCAGAACCAAAGGAGAAGGGUUUCAGGUCCGAGAACUGAUUGGGAAGAUUGAAGAAACCAUGAGCCGCCGCUGCUGCAGCAGCUGGCAUUACGAGAUUGAGAUGAAAGUGCUGCAGGAAGUGGAGAGGAGAAUGAAAAGAGAAGCAGAGAGAGUCAGAAAACGUCUGAUGAAGAAAGAGCAGCAAAGACACAGAGCGAGGGCACAGCUGGAGAAGAUGGAGCCUCUCCCGGAGCUCAGAUUGAUACUUGUUGGGGGCAGAAAAGUGGGCAAAAGCUCCUGUGGAAAUACCAUUCUCAGCACAGACAGUUUUGGCACAUUCUCCCAAACUACUUCCUGCACCGAGAAGCAGGGCCACAUCUGUGGCAAGAAGGUGUCGGUGCUGGACACGCCCGGCUGCCUCCCUGUGACCUCUGACCUCCUGACAGCAUCCUGUGCCAUCCUCCUGGUUGUCAACAUCAGCUCCUCGUUCACAGAUCUCCACAGGGCGGCCCUGGAGAAACAGCUGGAGGACGGAGGAUCCCAGAUGUGGAAGAAAACGAUGGUGCUGUUCAGUCACGGUGACUGGCUGGGAGACACGAGCACGGAGCAGCGGAUCGAGGGCGAGGGAGGGCCGCUGCAGGGGCUCGUUGAGCGCUGUGGAAACAGAUAUCACGUUUUGGACAAUAAGAACUGGGGAGAUGGAGCUCAGGUUAGAGAGCUGCUUGAUCUGGCGGAGGAGAUGCUGGUGGAGGAAAGGUUGGGUGACCUCCAUAGAGGCGAUCACAUGUGGAAAGGCAUCUCGGCAGAAAAACAGCAGCAGAAUGUGACGGCGUGUGGAAAGGAUUUAACGGAGCAUCUUAGCAGCGGACAUCCGCCGUCUCAUGACUCCUGUGAAGCAGCAGCUGCUGAAACUGCUCUGGUUGUGGCUUUACCAGCAGGAGGAGCCAGACGACAGGCUGGACUGACUUUUGUGGACAGGGACGCCUUCAUGUCCUACAUGGCUACACUGUUCUAUGGCAGACAAGGCAGUCAGGGACUGAGGCAGCCAGCUGCUGAUCUGCCUUUCCAGUUGUUGGCCCCUCACAGACAGCUCAGACUCAUCAGUGAAAACCACAUGGUUGUCUUUUCAUGCCAGACUCAGCAGAGGAAGGCCUUGGAGGCGGACGCCAUCAGUGCACGCACCCUCUGCCAUCCUGCACUGAGGGGUCGCACCCUCCAAAGGCUUUCUGAGUCUGGAAACCUGCAGGGUUUGAUCGACCAGUGGGGCUGCAGCAGUCUGAAGGAGCUGGAAGAUUUCAUUGACUCGUAUUUUGAGAUGGUCUGGGAACAAACCAUGGAGUCACUUCAUUCGUCUGAACCCGAAAGCCUCAGCACAGAGCCGGACACUGCCGUCGAAGAAACUGGAAGAGAAGAGCUUCUCUUAUCCAUCGACAGGAAACUGUCGAAGCUGGACAUCCUGGAGGAGAUCAGGAAUGAUGUGGCAGAACUGAGGCAGAAUCUGGAGAGCAGCUGGAGAGCCAUACAACAACUCGGAGAAAAAUGGGAAAAGGAUUCUGAUAAAAAAAGCGGACACAAGGAGCUUUAAUUAGGAAGAAACAUUUUCAUUUAUCCCCUUGUCGUCUCAUUUGUCUAAUUAUUAAAAUCCUUCCUUUAAUUGAGAGGUGAGAAUUUUGUAAAUAUAUUUGUCCACAAGAGGGAACUGUUGUAUUAGGAGUGGAUGUGUUUGAAUUUCUUCUCAUCCAUUUUUUAUUACAACUUCAAAAGAUUCUUCUGAUCCAUUCUACAUGGUUUAGUUCUGUCUAAAAUCAAAAGAAAUCCUCUAAUAGAUGAGAUGGAAUGGGUUUCCUGUAGACUAGAAAUUGGUUUUGUUAAAAUGACAGCUACUUUCAUUGCAAGUUACAAUAUUAGCAACUGCACUCAUUAGAAAAUGUUGGUGCGUUGAAUAAAAUGAAAGAUGUUUUAA
Molecule: messenger RNA, 3882 nt
Organism: Oryzias latipes (Japanese medaka)
Lineage: Eukaryota; Metazoa; Chordata; Actinopteri; Beloniformes; Adrianichthyidae
Product: GTPase IMAP family member 8
Molecular function (GO): GTP binding
Source: RefSeq, a predicted model, not a curated record